Molecule: messenger RNA, 1574 nt
Organism: Labrus mixtus (cuckoo wrasse)
Lineage: Eukaryota; Metazoa; Chordata; Actinopteri; Labriformes; Labridae
Gene: aldh3b4
Product: aldehyde dehydrogenase 3 family, member B2
Exons: 9
Biological process (GO): aldehyde metabolic process
Cellular component (GO): cytoplasm
Molecular function (GO): aldehyde dehydrogenase (NAD+) activity
Source: RefSeq, a predicted model, not a curated record
AGGACCAGGCCGGGGGAGCCGUGUUUUAAGACGUACCCUCUGGUGUGUGUGGAUCUGCUGAAGAGAUCCCGAGUCACCUUUCAAGCUGGACGCACCCUAAAGGAGAGCUUCAGAGUGGCCCAGCUGGAGGCUUUGGUGCGGAUGCUGCAAGAUAAUGAGGGUGAUUUUGUGGAUGCUCUUGAAAAGGACCUUCAUAAGCCUCGAUUUGAGACAAUUUCAUCAGAACUGAUUCCCAUCAAAAACGAGGCACUUCAUGCUAUUAACAACCUUAAGAAGUGGAUGCAACCGCAGCAUGUGGAGAGAAACUUGUGCACCACGUUGGAUGAGUGUCUGGUGGUCAGUGAGCCGCUGGGGGUGGUUUUUAUCAAGGGGGCCUGGUGUAACCCUGUCCAAAUGUGUCUGGUGCCACUGGUAGGAGCCAUAGCAGCAGGAAACUGUGCAAUCAUCAGCCCCUCGAUGUGCACUGCUCACACAGCAGAGUGUCUUCAUCGACUCGCCCCUUUCUACCUGGACAAUGAAUGCUUCCAUGUGAUACUUGAAGGCACUAAUGACUUGCCUGAAGUUAUGGAACUGAAAUUUGACCAUGUCUUCUUUACAGGAAAUAGGGAGGAAGGAACCAAAAUUGCUCAAGCUGCAGCUCGCUCACUAACGCCUUUCACCCUGGUUUUGUCUGGAAAGAACCCAUGUUAUGUAGACCAACACUGUGAGAUUAAAAAAGCCGCUCAGCGCAUCGCAUGGGCGCGUUUUCACAACGCUGGACAGAGCAUGGUGGCUCCGGAUUACAUCCUGUGCCACAAGGUUGUAAAAGCACAACUGGUUCAAGCCUUGAAGGGCUGCCUGCUGCAUUUUUAUGGUUCUGAUCCGAGAGAGUCCCGUAGUUAUGGCAGGAUGGUCAGUUCAGAGGUCUUCAACCGUACCAGAGACCUGAUGUGGAGAUCUGGCAAAGUGGCUGUGGGAGGGCAAGUGUUCGAAGCAGAGAGGUAUAUUGCGCCGACAGUUUUAACUGUGGAAGAUAAUGAUCCCAUCAUGCAACAUGACUUUUUUGGCCCAGUUCUUCCUGUCCUAACUGUAAACAAUAUUGACGAGGCCAUCACCUUCAUUAAUAAGCAGGAGAAACCCCUCUGUGUGUAUGCAUAUUCCAACAAUCACAAGGUCAUCUCAAGGCUAAUAAGUGAGACUUCCAGUGGAGGCUUCUGCUCCAAUGACAGCGUCCUGCAGAGUCUGAUGGUGACUCUGCCUUUUGGUGGAGUUGGUGCAAGUGGAACAGGUGCCUACCACGGCCGCCACAGCUUUGAGACCUUCUCUCACAGGAAAUCAUGCCUGCUGAGAGGCACGGGCUUCGAAUGUGUUACAAAUCUGCGUUACCCUCCCUAUGAGGACCGCAAUCUGUCUCUGAUGACAUGGGCCAGCACCUUGUCCCAGAAGACACAGGGCUGGUGCCAGAUCCUGUGACUGCGUGGGGGGUGACGACAGAGCCAUGAUGGAGGACAGCCGGAUUGCUAAUGUGCUAAUGUAUCGUUAGUGUGUGUUUAAAACAUAUAAGAAAAAUAAAACAUAUGACUAGGCUUAGCCAC